AUGAUGGAACUUACGACCACCGUCGCGACAGUUGCGCACGGCAUGGCUCAGAAUACACAUCCUCUUCAAGCAAAAUGGAGUCGAAUCGAUGGCCCUCCACUGCCCCGAUCAUCACAUUCCCUCUCAGUUGUUUCUGGUCGAGCCUAUAUUUUUGGUGGUGAGAUUGACCCACGAGAGCCUGUGGACAACGAUAUGCAUGUUAUAGUUCUCCCAUCAGGCACUGUCUCAUCCGCCGAUUAUCGAUCCAUACCUGCGAAGGCAGACACAGAAGGCGGGCAAGUACCUGAGAAGCGGGUGGGACACACAGCCGCGGUAAUUGGGGAACGCAUAUUCGUAUUUGGCGGCAGAGGAGGAAAGGACAUGAAGCCAUUGGAGGAAGGAGGGCGAGUCUGGGUCUACAAUACCCGUACAGACUCAUGGAGCUACCUCGAUCCAGAACCUGGAACCCCCUAUCCGGCCGCUAGAUCAUAUCAUACCAGUGUCGCGAUCGAGAAACCGGAGCCGGGUAACAUGAAAAGCGUAAAGGUAGACAAUGCUACAGAGUUACCAAGAGUUGGGAAGAUUGCAGAAUCUGCACAAACUGUAGAGCAAGAAGGAGGUUACGGAACUCUUUUCGUACACGCAGGAUGCCCAAACUCUGGGAGAACAAACGAUCUUUGGGGUUUUGAUGUAAGAAGUAAGACAUGGAAAGCUUUCCCUGAUGCACCUGGUAGCCCACGCGGCGGUACCUCGCUUGCGGUAUCGAAACAGCGGAUAUUCCGAUACGGUGGUUUCAAUGGUACAGGUGAAGAGGGAGGUGAGCUAGAUUUUCUAGAGUUAAAGUUGGACCAAUUCAGCAGCCUAGGGGGGUCGGAAGAAACUGGCGUCUCUGCUAAAGGUACAUGGACGACCCUGAAUUUCACAGAGGAGAACAUGCAGUGUCCGGGGAACCGCAGUGUAGCUGGCCUACAAACAAUCACGACUGGCAUGGGUCGAGAGUACUUGAUCUUAUUUAUGGGGGAGAGAGAUCCCAGCAACGACGGACAUAAUGCUGCUGGAAAUUUCUGGGGAGAUAUCUGGUGUUUCCAAUGUCCACCACUAGGAAUGACAGCAGCUAGUUUCAAAGACGCUACCUGGCAAGCGCUUGGCCGAGAAACGGGCGAAGGAAAAUGGAGUCAAGUAAUGGCGUCCGAUUCUGAAGGCGUAGAAGGAGAGGAUGUCCAUAACCUCGUUCCAGGCGAGCGAGGUUGGUUUGCAAGUUCUAUCCUCACGGACCUUGACCAGAGUGCUAUUAUAUUGUGGGGGGGUUUGAACGGUAAAAAUGAAAGGGAAGACAAUGGCUGGAUUUUGUCAUUUACAUGA
Messenger RNA from Glarea lozoyensis ATCC 20868, 1341 nucleotides. Its product is annotated as Kelch motif. Gene Ontology annotation, molecular function: protein binding. NCBI's taxonomy places the organism in Eukaryota, Fungi, Ascomycota, Leotiomycetes, Helotiales, Helotiaceae. The coding region runs from base 1 to 1341 and encodes 446 amino acids. The record is from RefSeq and is a predicted model, not a curated record. The transcript has a single exon.